This is a messenger RNA of Gracilinanus agilis (Agile Gracile Mouse Opossum), 2928 nucleotides long. It is a transcript of the gene PTCH2, whose product is annotated as patched 2. The transcript has 18 exons. NCBI's taxonomy places the organism in Eukaryota, Metazoa, Chordata, Mammalia, Didelphimorphia, Didelphidae. The record is from RefSeq and is a predicted model, not a curated record. The annotation marks the transcript as partial. Gene Ontology annotation, biological process: smoothened signaling pathway. Gene Ontology annotation, cellular component: plasma membrane. Gene Ontology annotation, molecular function: smoothened binding; hedgehog receptor activity; hedgehog family protein binding.
AUGGCCCCGGGGGAGCUACUGACCUCCGGCCCCGCGGCCCCCUCGCAGGGCCGGGCCCCCCUCUGGCUGCGUGCCCACGUGGGCAGCCUGCUCUUCGGCCUGGGCUGCGCGAUCCAGCGGCACUGUGGCAAGGUGCUCUUCGUGGGGCUGCUGGCCUUCGGAGCCCUUGCACUUGGUCUGCGUGGAGCUGCCGUGGAGACGGACCUGGAGCGCCUCUGGGUGGAAGUGGGCAGCAGGGUGAGCCAGGAGCUGCGCUACACAAAGGAGAAACUUGGGGAAGAGGCCGUGUACACAUCCCAGACCCUAAUCCAGACUGCCCGCCAUGCCAGCGAAAACAUCCUCACCCCUGAGGCUCUGGGUCUCCACCUUCAGGCCACCCUGGCAGCAAGCAAAGUACAAGUGUCACUCUAUGGAAAGUCCUGGGAUUUGAACAAAAUCUGCUACAAGGCAGGGGUCCCUGUCAUUGAGAAUGGGAUGAUUGAGAGGAUGAUUGAGAAACUGUUUCCCUGUGUGAUCCUCACCCCGCUGGACUGCUUUUGGGAGGGAGCCAAGCUGCAGGGGGGCUCUGCAUACCUACCGGGCCGGCCUGAUAUUCAGUGGACCAACCUGGACCCAGAGCAGCUCCUGGAAGAACUAGGCCCCUUUGCCUCCCUCGAGGGCUUCCGGGAGCUGCUGGACAAAGCCCAGGUGGGCCAGGCCUACGUCGGACGGCCCUGCCUGCACCCUGACGACCCUCACUGCCCAGCCAGUGCCCCCAAUCACCACAGCAGACAGGUCCCGGACAUUGCUCGAGAGCUGAGCGGCGGCUGCCAUGGCUUCUCACGCAAGUUUAUGCACUGGCAGGAGGAGCUGCUGCUGGGCAGCCCGGUGAGGAGCCCUCAGGGCCGGCUGCUCAGUGCUGAAGCCCUGCAGAGCACCUUCCUGCUCAUGAGUCCCCGGCAGCUGUAUGACCACUACCGAGGAGACUACGAGACCCACGACAUCAGCUGGAGCGAGGCCCAGGCCGGUGCUGUGCUCCAGGCCUGGCAGAGGCGCUUUGUGGAGCUGGCCCAGCAGUCGGUGCCCCAGAAUGCCUCUCAGCAGAUCCACGCCUUCUCUGCCACCACCCUGGAUGACCUCCUGCGCUCCUUCUCCGACAUCAGUGCGGUCCGUGUGGCCGGGGGCUACCUCCUCAUGCUGGCCUACGCCUGUGUGACCAUGCUGCGCUGGGACUGCUCCAAGUCGCAGGGUGCUGUGGGCCUGGCCGGAGUCCUGCUAGUGGCCCUCUCUGUGGCCUCUGGCCUCGGCCUCUGCUCCCUGUUGGGGAUGACCUUCAAUGCUGCUACGACUCAGGUGCUCCCGUUCCUGGCCCUGGGCAUCGGCGUGGAUGACAUGUUUCUGCUGGCCCAUGCCUUCACCGAGGCCCCGUCUGGCACCCCCCUGCAGGAGCGGACGGGCGAGUGCCUGCAGCGCAUGGGCACCAGCGUGGUGCUCACCUCCGUCAACAACCUGGUGGCCUUCUUCAUGGCUGCGCUGGUCCCCAUCCCUGCCCUGCGGGCCUUCUCCCUGCAGGCCGCCGUGGUGGUCAGCUGUAACUUCACGGCCGUGCUGCUCAUCUUUCCGGCCAUCCUCAGCUUGGAUCUGCACCGGCGCCAUCGGCAGCGGCUGGACGUCCUCUGCUGCUUCUCCAGCCCCUGCUCAUCCCGCGUGAUUCAGAUCCAGCCCCAGGAGCUGGGGGAGGGCCAGAUGGCCCGAGGAGGGGCUCACCUCACCACGACGGUGCAGGCCUUCGCCCGCUGCGACACUGCAGGCCAGCAUGUGGUCACCAUCCUGCCCCCCACCACGCACCUGGGCCCGCUGCCCGCCGAGCCCCUGGGCUCCCAGCUCUUUGGCCCCAUGGGCUCCACGAGAGACUUGCUGGGCCAGGUGGCGGGGCCAGGCCGGGGCCAGGCGUGCCGGCCGCUCCCUUGUGCCCGCUGGAACCUGUCUCGGUUUGCCCGCUGCCAGUACGCCCCGCUGCUGCUCCAGCCACGAGCCAAGGGCCUGGUUCUGGUGCUCUUCGGGGCCCUGCUGGGCCUGAGCCUGUACGGAGCCACGUGGGUCCAGGACGGGCUGACCCUGACGGACGUGGUGCCCCGCGGCACCAAGGAGUACGACUUCCUGGCCGCCCAGAUCAAGUACUUCUCCCUGUACGAGGUGGCGCUCGUGACCCAGGGCGGCUUCGACUACGCCCGCUCCCAGCGGGCCCUGCUGGACCUCCACAGCCGCUUCAGCGCCCUCAAGUCCGUGCUGGCGCCGCAGCCUCCGCGGAGCUGGCUGCAUCGCUACAGCGCCUGGCUCCAGGGGAUCCAGGCCGCCUUUGACCAAGACUGGGCCGACGGCCGCAUCACACGCCACUCGUGCCGCAAUGGCUCCGAGGACGGGGCCCUGGCCUACAGGCUGCUCAUCCAGACAGGAGACGCCAAGGAGCCCCUGGACUACAGCCAGCUGGACAAGCGGAAGCUCGUGGAUGCGGAUGGCCUCGUCCUCCCGGAGCUCUUCUACGUUGGGCUGACCGUGUGGGUGAGCAGAGACCCCCUGGGCCUGGCCGCCUCCCAGGCCAACUUCUACCCACCUCCCCCCGAGUGGCUCCACGACAAGUACGACAGCGCGGGCGAGAGCUUGCACAUCCCCCCGGCCCAGCCCCUGGAGUUCGCCCAGUUCCCCUUCCUGCUGAGCGGACUCCGACAGACCGCAGACUUCGUGGAGGCCAUCGAGGGGGCCCGGGCCGCCUGUGCCGAGGCGGGCCGAGCCGGGAUACGGGCCUACCCCAGCGGCUCCCCCUUCCUCUUCUGGGAACAGUACCUGGGCCUCCGGCGCUGCUUCCUGCUGGCCGUGUGCGUGCUGCUGGCCUGUACCUUUGUGGUCUGUGCCUUGCUCCUGCUCAGCCCCUGGACAGCUGGCCUCAUC